Messenger RNA from Pseudogymnoascus verrucosus, 1527 nucleotides. RefSeq lists its product as uncharacterized. The record is from RefSeq and is a predicted model, not a curated record. The transcript is spliced from 4 exons. Lineage: Eukaryota; Fungi; Ascomycota; Leotiomycetes; Thelebolales; Thelebolaceae. The coding region runs from base 1 to 1341 and encodes 446 amino acids.
AUGGUCAGGAUGUACUCCAUCGACAUGCGGUGCUCCCUGUGUCUCCAUCCCGGGUCUUUUGGGUGGGUAUACAGGUGUUCCCAAGACCGUGAACUCAUGAUUGGGAAUGCUUACAAUGAGGGAGGUGUGAAUGGCCUUGAUAGCCUCUUUGAUUCUUUCACGGUUCCAGCAGAACCUAAGAGGAGAAGUGCAGCAGCGCGUGUGCGUCCGGUGUCUUUCCUUGAAGAGAUGGGGCCAGGGCAGCUUCAGGCGUAUAGCCCGCAGCAGCUCAGCAUACUUCUCGACCAGAGAACACACGUCCUCGACGUCGCAAAGCGCCACAGCAGAGACCUCGAGAUAUACCGCCACCGCGAGCAAUCCGUCCUCAGCCCCUACUCAGACCUCGGCAACGCCUCCGAUGAAUCCAAACUCUGGGUCCCAAAACCAAAUGAAGAGUGCCAGUUCAAAGUCUGCCACCGGUGCCGCCAAGCAUGCGGCGAGCGUUCUUUUCUUAGCCUAGACGCCAUCGCCAACGAUGAGAUCCCCAUGACAGCCAUCUCUGGAUUCGGCUUCAAUAUUCUAGGCAAGAGGCCUGUGGUUCCACGCAAAUGCGCCAUCAAUUACGGUCUUAGACCAGAUCCACGACCACAGAUGGUAUUUAGACCAGUUGCAAAGGGAAAAGGUCUAGGGAUUAACAUCGUCAAGACUCCCCAUGACCAGCUCUCGGAACAGGUUUCCAUUCAACUAAGCCCCUUUGAUGAUGAACCAGGCGCCGAUACUACAUUCGGGCAGUCGUCUAACGCGUACGAUUCUUCCGCCAUGGCUAGAAGUCUCAAUCUCGAAUCCGAUAUUGAAAUCACCCCCAUCGAACCAGACGAAAGAUAUGCGCUCCGACGAGUCCUCCAUGUCAACAUGAUUCUCGCAGCAGAAACUGCCAAAGCCGACGCGGUAGAGGGAAGUAGUCUCCUAUCCCACAUCCGGGCCGCGGAUACGCCACCAAAUUCUCCUCGCCUUCGCGCGGCGAAAAUGGAUGAUAAACAGGGGAAGCGCCCUGCUGUGCUUCGUGGUAGAAGCGAUAAUUCUCUCCAUACCAACGCGGAACUCCGUCGUAAGUUUAAUCUUGAUGAUGUGGAAGGUGAUGAGGAGGAUGAUAUAACGUAUAUUCUGCGGAAAAGACGCUUUUACCUCGCGUCUGAUGCUCAGUCGGACUCGAAGGAGGAGGAGGAUGGGAAGUCUACUUCGGAGUUUGCUACUACUAUGGAAGUGGAAGAUAGGGAUGCUGAGGGCUCGACUGCUAAGCCGGUGGUUGUCACCAGAAGAACAGUGGGGAUACAACUUUCCGAUGUGGUCACGCAGAUAUAAGCCGAAUAUUUGCUCCUGGAUUUGGGAAUAUACUGGUCAAUAGGGUCAUCUCGAUUUCUUCUUUCUUCUUCGCUCGUGGAUGAUACCCCGGAAAGAGUUGGCUAGGCCUAUGGAUGUAGUAUAAGCAAUAUCGCACCAGCUGGUCCUUAAAUCGUGGUUAGAUCAAGUAGCCACAAAAAAACAAGC